GGUUACAUCGUUCCUUGUCAUCUGCCUCGCUUGGAAUUUAUAGCAUAGCUCCUCUCUUUUACCUCUUGCCUUUCACCUUCUCUUCGUGUCCUGCUUUUAGCAUAUUCCAUCGACUUUCCCUCGCGAAAUUCACGCCCAUCCUCGAAAGCAUGUCCCCAUUCCGCUUCGUUGAACCUCUCCCCACGGCUUCUACCACCGGUCGAAGACAGGCCCUCUACGGUGCAAGAACCGCAGCUACCAAUACUGCUGGCCUUCGUACCGACACUGCCAACGGUGGUUCCUCAAGACGCAUAUCCUCUUCGUGCCACAGACAAGGCUGUUCCAGCGCCAGAAACACACCUGCGUGCCAUAGCAGUGAAUUUGCCAUUUUCAGCUUCGAUGAGGAAUUGGAAUAUGAACUCAGGCGCGAGAAAGAGGCAGCUCCGGUCUUUCACGUUGGAAGGAAUGGCGACGCAAAUAUCUUUCGAGACAGUCAAUCCAAUUACACGAAUAGCUGCAACUACAGCAGUAAUUUCCCUCGAAAGCAAAGUACAACUUCUAGUAUGUCGUCAAGCAAUCAGUCCACGAACUUGGAGAAGACGACGUGGAUGAAGAGGGAUACCGGCUCGUGGCGAUCGAGUUUUAAUCACCUUCAUUCAUAACAUAUAUCUCCAUCUUUUCACCUACACUUUCGACUCUCGAGGUCCUUCGCCGAUUCGAUUGUCUCCCUAGACCUAUUUCUUUCUAAUACCUUUUUUACUAUAUCUUUUCUAACGACGGACACGAGAUUUUACGAGCACGCAUACUACUAAGUUGCAACAUUUGACUGCAUCUUCUUACACCACCUUUCCAUCAACGCAUCUUCAUCCUCGCCCAAGAUCCUCUACACCAAUCCUACGGCCUGCAACCUCUAUUGUUUGAAAUAAAAAAAGUGCUUGGGCUUCGGCUACUCCUGUCUCUCAUCAGCAUUUGGAAUAUGAAUAGAGUAGCUCGUACGAGCUCAUAUGUAGGUUAAUAUCUUAAAAACUGAUUUAGGAGUCUAGAAUAGCUAGACAAA
This is a messenger RNA of Coccidioides posadasii C735 delta SOWgp, 1036 nucleotides long. RefSeq lists its product as uncharacterized. Lineage: Eukaryota; Fungi; Ascomycota; Eurotiomycetes; Onygenales; Onygenaceae. The record is from RefSeq and is a predicted model, not a curated record.